CUGUCCACAGCCCCCACAAUUUCUUCAAAUAAAAACUUUCAUUACACUCUCUCACUACUAUAUUUUACUCUCUCCAUUAAGUAUGGCAUUGAUUUCCUUCAUCAUUAGAAUGGCCUCCUUUUGGUUUCUCUUAUCAUUCAUUUUAUCUUUAAUCAUCUUCCCAUUUCUUUCUUCAUCUACUCCGCUCAAUUCACAAGAUUCAACUAUCCCAACUUCUCCAGCAUCCCUACAAAACUCUCCACCUCUGUCUCCUUUCCAGGAGUUGUCACCAGAUAUUGCUCCUCUUCUGCCUUCUCCUGGUGGUGUGUUACCUUCUCCAACCGUAUCAUCUUUGCCUACCAUUCCCUCCACCCAAAGCCCACCUAAUCCAGAUGAGUUGACUGCACCAGGCCCUGAUUCUGCAUUUUCACCACUAGUGUCAUUUCCAGCCUCCUCUGCAGCACCUGAAACCUUAGUGAACUUAGCUGCUGCUGUAGGGUGUAUACUAUUUUGGUCAUUUCAGCUUUUAAAAAUGUGAGUUAUUUGCUUCCUAAAACAUCCAGUGGCUGUACUAUGUUAGAGAAUUUCUCUAUUUCCAUGUUAAUUUUCCAUUAAUUAUAGUAUACAAUAUAAUGUACCUAGUAUUUGUUUGUCUACCGAUGAGUUGAAAGGUGUAUUGUGGUAAUAAACAUGAUUGUCCUAUUCUGUAUUCUGGGUAUUUGAGGAAGCUACAACCUCUUAACCUGAGUGCUAUUCUGCAGAACAUAGUGGUUCUUGCCUGCCAUGGUUGCUGCUCAUUGCAUACCUGCUGUGAGUUGCAGGUGAUGAGUGAGUGAGCACAUGGUUUUGAUUCACAUCAAAUAUCAGAACAAACCAUUUCUAUCACAAAAGCAUGUGACCCACAGCCAAAGCCCAUGUAUUAGGUGACAAUUUUGUUGACAAGUCUGUCACAUGUUAACUAAUCAUGCUUAAUAUAAUAGUGCUAUCAAGGUAAA
This is a messenger RNA of Hevea brasiliensis (rubber tree), 974 nucleotides long. RefSeq names its product classical arabinogalactan protein 25-like. The transcript has a single exon. NCBI's taxonomy places the organism in Eukaryota, Viridiplantae, Streptophyta, Magnoliopsida, Malpighiales, Euphorbiaceae. The coding region runs from base 83 to 517 and encodes 144 amino acids. The record is from RefSeq and is a predicted model, not a curated record.